Triticum aestivum (bread wheat) is the source of this 1532-nucleotide messenger RNA. RefSeq names its product probable long-chain-alcohol O-fatty-acyltransferase 4. Lineage: Eukaryota; Viridiplantae; Streptophyta; Magnoliopsida; Poales; Poaceae. The record is from RefSeq and is a predicted model, not a curated record. Bases 293 to 1357 code for a protein of 354 amino acids. Gene Ontology annotation, biological process: lipid metabolic process. The transcript has a single exon.
AACUUUGUGGAAAAUCCAAGCGACCAACUUGACGCUGCCGGUCAAGAGGGGUUCUUGGGAGAGGUCGGAAACAGCAGCAAAGUUUCUUGUCCGCUAUCUAUAUUUCAGCACAACCCACCUCUCCCUCUCUCACCCGCACCUCGCCGCCCUUCCUCCGGAUCUCGGCUCUGCUCGGCGGCGCCAGCAGAACGGGGUCGGAUCGGAGGCAUACGAGCGAAUCCCCCCGACAACGUAGUUCACAGCUCGAGAGGCCGGCCCAAUAGAGCAUUGAUUCCUCUGUGCUCGCCACGUCAUGGCGGCGGCGCUCAUGGACGGCGAGCUCGGGAGCCUCCUGAAGGUGACGACGGCGGUUUGGGCGGCCAUGUACUACGCCCGCAUGUCCGCCGCGGUCAUACGCCCUGGCGCGGCUCGCCUCGCCGCGCUCCUGCCCGCCGUCGCGCUCUUCUGCGCGAUCCCCUUCGCCUUCUCCACCACCACGUUCCGCGGCAGCUCCGCCUUCUUCCUCAGCUGGCUCGGCACCUUCAAGCUCCUCCUCCUUGCCGCCGGCCGCGGGCCGCUGGACCCGUCCCUCUCCCUGCCCCACUUCGUGUUCUCCGCCUCCCUGCCCGUCAAGUUCCGGCAGCCCGCCUCCGCCUCCGCCAAAGCGAAGGACCAAGAUCCCGCUUCGGGCGGCCCGGCCAAGAUCCUCGUCUCCGGCGCCGUCAUCCCCUUCAUCAUCUACGCGUACCAGUUCAAGGACGCGAUGCGCCGGUGGCAGCUCGUCCUCCUGUACACCGUGCACAUCUACUUCUCCCUGGAGCUCCUGCUGGGCUCGGUGCGCGCCGUGAUCCACGGCGUGCUGGGCAUGGAGAUGGAGCCGCAGGUGGACCGGCCGUACCUGGCUUCGUCGCUGCGGGACUUCUGGGGCCGGCGGUGGAACCUCAUGGUGCCCGCCAUCCUCCGGCCGUCGGUGCACGGCCCCGUGCGCGCGCGCCUCGGCGACUCGGCGGGGGUCAUGGCGUCCUUCCUCGUCUCCGGGCUCAUGCACGAGGUGAUGUUCUACUACAUCAUGUGGCAGCCGCCCAGCGGCGACGUGACCGCCUUCUUCGUCCUGCACGGGGCGUGCACCGCGGCGGAGGGGUGGUGGGCGCGGCACGCCGGGUGGUGGCGCCCGCCGCGGGCGGCCGCGGUGCCGCUCACGCUGGCGUUCGUGGGCGGGACGGGGUUCUGGCUCUUCUUCCCGGCCAUGAUCAGGGGCGGGCUGGACGAGCUCGCGCUGCAGGAGUGCCAGGGCUUGGUGGCGGCCAUGGAGCAGGCCGGCCGGUGGCUCGCCGGCGGUGGCGGCGGCGGCGCCGGUCCCAUUCUUUCCACCCGCUGACCGUGACCAGCAGAAAACAUUCGCUGUGACGAGAUAUCGAGCGUGUGCCGUACGAUUAGGAUCCAAAGGGUGAUAGGAGUAUACUGCUUGAGAUGUGGACUGGACUGUGGUAGACUUCGGAUCUUGGAAGAUCGUGAUUGAACCCAUUCAUUGAUCAAUAAUAAUUAAUUAAAUA